This is a messenger RNA of Acanthoscelides obtectus, 3372 nucleotides long. NCBI's taxonomy places the organism in Eukaryota, Metazoa, Arthropoda, Insecta, Coleoptera, Chrysomelidae. The record is from the annotation of a GenBank genome assembly.
GCUGGAUAAUCCGUGGAAGGUAGAUUUACAGCUCCGGUUUUUGUGAUGUUUAAGUUUUUAUCUACGAAUACCACAUCUAUCAGACUUCUGAGGUUAUCUGUUACUCUUGUUUCCUAACUUACUAUUUGAUUCAAAUUGAAAUCCUCGAAAAUUGUUGACAUGAAUGAAUAGUUUAGGCCUUGUUUAUUCAAAACAUUUAUAUUUAGAUCACCCAUGCAUACUAUAUGAUCAGAUGAUGUGAAAACAGUAAGUAAAUUUUAGUAGUAUUAUUGGCAUUAUCUGGGUUAAAAUAAUGGAGCAAUUGCAUAUCGUCUGGAAAUGACUGCGCAUGAGAAUUAUCAAUACUUUUGCUUAAGUCGAACGUAUAUAUGAGGAACAGCAGCGGCCCCAAUACAGAGCCCUGAGGUACGCCUGAGGGAAUUAUUAUCACUGGAGACAUUUCUUGGUUGAGAAAAGCACACCGAGUUCUUUGAUGAAGGACAUAUGUUGGUCAACUGGUGCCUAUCGGAGUUCGGCGAGGAGCAUCCUCUCAGCGAGAAGUUGACCGGACCAGAGUUUAAAUUGUUAGCGGUGCAGUUUUGCACUCAUUUAUUGGCCGCAGGCGUGCUCAAACAGAUUCCUGACAAGGACGUGCCUAUGUACAACAUUUUUAAGCCAGACUGCAUGUACUAUUGGACACAUGCAGAGAUACCAGCAUCAGUUCCCCAAACUCCUGGUAGGCUAAGUAUGGUUUCAUGGCCUCCUACGUCCCCGUCGUCAGAACAGUUCGCAUCACCAUGUGCUAAGGAAAUUCUCUCCCCAGAAGAGGAUAAACCAGCCAGACCUCCCCAAGAGUUACGUACCUCAGCCAGAGAUGUGGAGAUACUGGGCCUAGAGGAGGAAGUGAAGCGGUUAAAGCAGGAAGUCGAAAAGUACAAAACCCUGAUUGAGAUUCAGACACUUACGACAAACGCCGUCAUUGAUUUUAGUUCGCCGGUUGAAGAGGCAAAAAGUUUUGAUAAGAGCUGUGAUAAUUUAGACAAUAAGGUAAGCGAUGGAAUAGAUACGAAACAAGCACAAUGCAACGUAGAAGCACAAACCGAUAAGCGCAAUGUACAGACGGCAUCAACGCAAACGGAAGAUACAUCGCAAGCACAAGGGGUGGAAGCUGACAGUUUGGACUGGAGAGGACCGUUGCAGGGAGUUGGAGAUGUCAAGCAACACGUUACGUCAUCGUCCACAGUACCCCCUCCACCACCUCUCCCUCCGACUUCUACGAUAUUGGAAGGGAUAUGGGUACAGCCCCCCGCGAUAUCGGAUGGAGUAUGGGUACCGCCUCCAAAGCCCCUUGAGGAAGGAACCUACCCGUCAGCAGGUACGACUAGACCUCCACACCCUCCAUCACCUGAGGUAACACAACAUUCACCUACAUCGACAGCUGGAGGAGGUACUUGCUCACAACCACCACCACCACCGCCUCCUCCUCCAAUGCCUGGAGCGUCAGCUCCUCCAGCACCACCACCACCUCCAAUGCCUGGAGGAGGACCAUGUCCACCUCCACCACCCCCUAUGCCUGGAAUGUCAGCCCCUCCACCUCCUCCAAUGCCUGGAGGAGCCUGUCCACCUCCUCCUCCUAUGCCUGGAGGAGGAGCUUGUCCUCCACCACCUCCAAUGCCUGGGAUGCCAGGACCUCCUCCACCUCCUUUACCAGGAAUGUCCGGACCUCCUCCACCUCCCAUUCCCCCUGGACACGGAGGACCGCCUCCCCCUCCACCACCUGGAGGACCAACACCGCUCCCAGCGCCCCCUUCUGGUGGAUGGGCGCAACAGAAGUCAGUUGUAGUACUGAGAGUGCACCUUUCCUUCUUUAUGUUUGUGUAGUGGUCCAACCAGCCCCAGCGUGUCUAGCGCUCAAAAAACCAGCUGUCACACCAGCGGUGCCGAUGAAACCCCUUUAUUGGACCAGAAUCGUCACUCCAGCCGCGGAUGAACCGGACGACACUGGACAACCGAAAAGCGCUCUCUGGAAGGAGAUCGAUGAACUACCGCUUGACAAUAUCGCUCCGGAGUUUACUGAGUUGUUUUCCAGGCAAGUGAUCACCAGAAAGACGACGUUGAAAAAAAUCGAGGUGAAGGAAAAAGUCGAAGCUGUGAAACUGUUGGACAGCAAAAGGAGUCAGAACGUGGGCAUAUUGGCACAAAGUCUGAAAACGGACAUGCAAGAAAUAGAAAACGCAAUCUACAAUUUCGAUACGUCGAUCGUUAGUUUGGAAGCUCUGCAGCAGAUAUACGAAGUGAGAGCGACUCCAGAUGAACUAGAAAUGAUCAAGGCUCACUUGGCGUCAAAACCCGACGUACCGCUGGACAAACCCGAACAGUUCCUAUACGAGCUCUCCCAGAUUUCCAAUUUUGCCGAAAGGAUAUCCUGCCUGAUGUUUAGAGUUGAAUUCGACGAUUCUAUCAACACCAUAGACCAUACGCUAACCAACAUCAAAUCUACCUGUGAUUAUCUAGUAAAAAACCCCGAACUGAAAGAAGUGAUGGCCAUCAUCCUGACCCUGGGCAACUACAUGAACGGCGGCAACAUGGCCAGAGGCCAAGCGGACGGUUUCGGUCUCGAGAUCCUGUCCAAACUGAAGGACGUCAAGUCGAAAGACUCCAAGAUCACUUUGUUGCAUUACGUCGUCAGGGUGUACAUGAAGAAGAUCGAGAACCCGUUUGACGCGAAUGUGGCACUGCCGGUGCCUGAGCCGGGGGAUAUACGUAGAGCGGCCUCGGUUAAUUUUGAUGAUGUUUUGGUGGAUUUGAAGAAGCUGCAGAAGCAACUUGAAGCUUGCGAGCGGAAGACCCAGAAAAUCAUAGAAGCGUCCAUCCCCGAGAACCUGCAGCCCUUCAAGGACGAAAUGACAGCCUUCAUAGAAACCUCCAAGAAACAACUGAAAACCGAAUUUGAUACGUUGGACGAAUGUCACAAGCAAUUCAUGGAUACUAUGAAGUUUUACCUUUUCAAACCCAAAACUGGAACGCUGGAAGCGUUUCCACCAAACUCUUUCUUUGAAAUGUGGCUGCCGUUUUGUGUCGAUUUCAAGGAUAUCUUCAAGAAGGAGCUCAUCAGGAUUGAAAAAGAGAAGAUUCAAGAGAUCAAGAGAAAAGAAAAUGAAAGGAUUUCGCAAAUCAAGAAGAUGAAAGAACGGGAAAACGGUCUAAAAGCAAAAGUUAAGGCGAAACGAAAAUCUAUAGAAAACUUUAUAGAGACCAAAUGAUUAUUAUUCCUGUAGAUUUUAAUAUACACAUUAUUUAUUUUGUGUCGGAUAUUUUAUUUUAUGUUUAAUACGCAUUUGUUACGAGUUUUUAUAGUCUAUGAAAAUACAUCAUUUAUUUUAUAUAUAAGCG